Bufo bufo (common toad) is the source of this 625-nucleotide messenger RNA. RefSeq names its product chromosome 7 C2orf80 homolog (gene C7H2orf80). Lineage: Eukaryota; Metazoa; Chordata; Amphibia; Anura; Bufonidae. The record is from RefSeq and is a predicted model, not a curated record. The coding region runs from base 59 to 625 and encodes 188 amino acids. The transcript is spliced from 7 exons.
CUCACCUACAGGGCUGGGACCUUUCAUGAAUAUUGUGAUCGUGACAGUGUGAUCUAUAAUGGAAAGAAAACUUCUGAGGAGAGAGAUAGAAAAGCUUCUUGGAGACUAUGUUAGCACUACUCUUCGAGAGAAGGAAUUUGACCCAAAAGGAAGAAGGGAGUCCUCAUCUUUAGAUGAUCUGGCUCAUUAUGAUCUGGCCAUAGGUGUUGCAUUGAAUUGGCUUAGUAGUUCUAAAGGAAAUGAAUCACUUAAAAAAGAAAGACUUAAAUUGACAUUAAACCAACAUAAAUACCCAAAUCGGAUGGAAAGAGAAGCUAUGAUUUUAUCCUCCUUUGCAGGCAUGCUAAUGAACAGCUUCCCUGUUGAAGAGGUAUUUGAAAUAUAUAGAAAUAAACCUUCAACAACACGACUGCAGAACUCAGCCAAGGGACACUUGAUUCAGCCCUUCAACCUUUCACUACAUCCAUUUGCCAUGCUUACUGCUCCUCAGGCAGCAAAACAUGCUUUGCAACACUGUGCCAGACUGUGGAAUUCCUCGGACAGAAAUCAAACUACAUCAACACAAGACCAGGAAUUGGACUCGGUUGAGCAUGUAGUAAGCCACAAUUCACAGUUCCUAAACUAA